Molecule: messenger RNA, 4452 nt
Organism: Pieris brassicae (large cabbage white)
Lineage: Eukaryota; Metazoa; Arthropoda; Insecta; Lepidoptera; Pieridae
Exons: 5
Coding region: 808-3189 (793 amino acids)
Molecular function (GO): sequence-specific DNA binding
Source: RefSeq, a predicted model, not a curated record
AAAAGUGUGCUAUUUUUAAUGGUAUAUUGGAAUAUUAUACAGCAGGAACUGUACUGUCCAACGUCGUAACCGCAACGGGCGACCAAUUAUAUUAAACACCUUAAAGUGGAAUUUAUACAUGAAUGUGUCAGAACUUGAAAAAUACCGAUUCAAUAUUAUUAUACACCUGCAAAUUAGAUAGUGAAUAUGGAAGUAAACAUAGGAAAAUGUUGAAAAAACCGCCAAAUUAACUCUUAGAAGACACUUUGUAUAGUUAGUUUCUACCAAUACUAUCAACACGGCAGCCGAUAUCUAGUCCUUUACCUUAUGAAACCAUUACCAUAACAGUUAAAUAAAAAAAUUGAUGGCGAUAAAGCAUUUGUGGUUAGUAACGGAUGAUUGUACAAAAACUUAAUCUCGUCUAUAAAUUACGCAUGAAAUUACACGAAAUACACGUGAAUUGUUGAAUAUAAUGUGAAAAAAUGCCAGCUAAUUUAGAUGCAGCACACAGCAGGAAGAUGUUGAAUUGAAAGAAAAUAAUAUACGAAACAAUGAAAUCCUCUUUUCUGGAUACACAGAUUGUGAUAUCACAGAAUAUUAGUUUUAGAAAAUUUGUUAAUAGUUAGUAUCUCUACUUUAUCUGUGACAUAAAUGUUUUAGAGUGAACAGGACAAAAAAUGCAUAUUUGUCUUUCUUUUGCGUACAUACACAAAUUGAUUACUUUCUGUCGUAUGCCUUCAGGAACUGAAGCCAGAUAAAGUGUUGGCUUAAGAAGUAUUUUGAUCGGUAAAAGUUGUAAAAUCCCUUUUUGGUGUCUUAAAGAUAGUGAUGGUGAAUUGCAAUGUAUAUGGCUGUAAAAAUCGCACUGAACGAAAUCAGCCAAACAUAACCUUUCAUCGUUUUCCCAAUAAUCCACAAUUAAAAGAUGCAUGGAUUGAGUGUACUCGUCGAAUUAAUUGGAACCCAAAGAGUCAUUCUCGGAUUUGCUCUAAACAUUUUGACCCUAGUUGCUUCCAGCAGAAGUCAAAUAGAACCUACUUGAAUCCACAUUCAAUACCUACACUUUUCAUUAAGAAAAUGUCGGAUAAGAGGAAACUAUACAAAUGUGAUAAGUGUAUCAGAACAUAUACAAAUAGCAAUGCUUUGGAGAAUCACAAGAGAGUCAUGCACUGUAUAGUAAAUAAUGCACCUCCAAUGAAAUCACGUGGUAAUAAAAUUAAAGCAGCAACAGACAAGUUUGAGAGAUACCAGUGCCCUGUAUGUAAAGCGAUAUUCCCUUCAAGAUUUGUUGCCACCAAGCAUAUAGAGGUUUAUCAUACUAAACAUUUUAAAGCCAUUCACCCAAUAAAACUUCAGGAUUGUCCAAAUUGCAAGCAGAAAAAUAGAAAUUUAUCUCUACACAAGUGUACCUGUGACAAACAGAAAAAUAAAAUCGCUGUAGGCUAUAAUAUCACCAAUGAGAAACAGGGAAAAACAAAGAAAGUACAUUAUUUCUGCUAUUUGUGUAGCAAAGUUUUCAAUAAUGCAAACAAGUUCACUGUUCAUGUGGAGGCUCAACAUAACAAAAGUGUGGAGACCAUGUUCUUUCCCAAUAUGACACAGUUCACCCUAUGGAAGGAGCAUAUAGAGAAAUUAGCUUAUAUUCAAUACCGUCUAUGCUCGGAGGAAAUAAAUGGAAGGCAAUUUUACCAUUGCAUCAACACCAAAAUAACAGACAUGUUCACUGAACGAUGUCCAUCUAUAAUUGUUGUACAAUCGUACCCAAAAGGCAUUCUAGCCAGAUUGUAUAAAACCCAUGCUAAUCAUAAAACUUGUGAGUAUAACUUAGCAAAAGAAUUCCGAAAAUAUCGUAUCACAGACUUUCUGCAAUCAAUAGACAACUCAAAUGGAUAUGAUCCAUAUUUGGAUUUUAAAAUGUUAUUGGAAAAUAUACUGGAGGCAGCGGCUAAAAUAAAAAUAUCUGGAUUGAAAGAACUUGUGGAAAAAGCAUUAGAAAUGACAAUAAUAUUAAAUACAUACGACGAAGAUGACGAUCCUUUAAAGACUAAUCACGAUCGAACAAAGUCCUUGACGGAUGCAGAAAUAACCGAAGUCUUAAAACAAGAAGCAUCAGUGACAAUUAAGAAAGAAGAUUUAGAAUUAGAUAUGUCGGAGCCGCUGAAGAAGAAAGCCCAUAUGUUAGAUGUAUCUCCUAGAAUAGUAAAUACUUACUCCCUAGCGGAAUAUCCUGUUGAUCAACAAUCGGACACAGAUUCUUGCGACGAUAUUGAUAAUAAAAUUUUAAUUAGUAAUUUUGUAGGUAAACAGAAAUCUAAACCUUGUGAUACUAAAACAGAUUUACUAGACGAUAAAGACAAGGAGUUUUCUAGUUUUAACGAUACAUAUAGGGAUUUUGUAAGAAAGAACUUACGUUUAUCCACACCAAUGGUCACUCGGUCACGUGGAUCACAAAUAAAUUCAAAAAAGAAUUGCAGUCAGGAAAAUAAUACAAUCAUGAGUACUGCUGUUGAUGUAACUGGAACUGUAAGUAAAACUUCUAGUAAAUCUAAUCCAAAUUCUAAAGUAAACACUGUUAGUUCAGUAAAUGGUAAUAAUAGUGUCAGUUCAAUUAAUAAUGUUGUGGAUUGUCCAGUUGAAUCCAACAUUAUUUCAACAACAACAGCAAAUGUCCAUAGUGGUUUAGCACCUGUUGUUGUAACACCUGCUUCUAAUCAUUUGAUCAAUAAUAACAUGGUAUUUGUAGCAGUUCCUUAUGCCCCUAUGAACACCAUGAUUCCUACCACCUCUACAAAUCCAUUUUUCAAUCUUGUUGGCGUUUCAAUGCCACAACAAAUAACUGUAACACAACAAACUUUUUCAAACAGUAUUAAUAAAGCCAGUCUUAAAAAUGAUACAUCACCUAUUUGGCAUGAUAAUGCUAAUGAGAAUGGAAAGGACAAAACAAAAAAUAAGAGUACUGACACACAUGAGGAAGAAUUUAAUGCAGAUGUUGAUAGAGUUAACACAGAUGUGAAUAGCAGUGACUCAGAUGUUGGAAAUACUGAUACAGAAUCAAGUGCCACUGAUGAAUAUGUACCUAAAGUUAUACAAAAACCUAGUGUUAAAUUAGAAAAAGUGAAAAAGAACACUAAAACAACUAAAAAAAUUGAUUAUGAAUAUGAAGUGAUUGAACAAGAUAGUGAUUGUAAUAUAUUAGUUUUAAAAUUAUAGUGUUAAUAUCCCUGAUGCUUCAUGUCUGUCUGCAUGUUUAUAGUUAAGUCUGUCUGUAAAAUAAGAAUACUAAACUCUGAUUUUUCAUUCUGUAGAAUUGUGACAUUUCAUAAGUGUUACUACUAAAAAAAAUCUCCACCGAAAAAGGGACACAUUUGACUCAUUAGAGGGCAAUAACAAAAUAAAAUGCUAUGUGUUCUUUAUGUUUUACCUACAAAAAGGUAAACCUAAAUAUUUACAAAAAGAAGAAAUAUUUAAAUAUCAUGAACAAUAUAUUGAAUAAACUUUAAUUACUUUAUUAUAUUGUUUAUCUGCAUCACUGCUUACUAAUUCCAGGUAUAGUUAACAUAAAAAAAAACUUAUAACUUGUGCGUUCUUUACUGUUUAUUAUGAAAAGGGACGUAAAUAUCAUUCGCCGUAAAACCACUUAAUGUGAAGCACCGCACUUAAUAAAGUGGAUACAUUCACAUGUAUAAACUUACAUGUUCAGAUUCGUAUUGUUAUUUAAAAAAUGUGCCCAGCCAAAAAGGUUUGUUAUCCAUGACAUGUCAAAAUGAUAGCUGUCAGAAUUCUACAGAAUUCAAAAUCAGAGUAUAGUUAUGUGUUAAGACUCAAUUGUAACAAUUAUGUAAAAUAUCUUUUUUUUAAACGAUGGUUACACAAUUGUGUAGCGCAAAUUAGACUCACUUUUUUGUAUUUUGCCAUGAAGUAAAAUAUUAAGCAAUCACUGUUCAGCUAUGUAAGUACAUGUAUGACUAUUUGAGACUGUAACAAAUUGUCAAUGUGCUCAAAUUGGCUUAUGCAGAUUCUAACAUAAGUUUUAGUUGGACUACAACAUCAUGUCUUUAAGGAAUUUUUUCUCAUUAUUUUCUCAAUUUUAUCAACAAAAUAGAAAUCUUACCAAGCCAACUAGAAAGAAAGAGAAGAGAGUAUAUUGUACUGAAAUCAUGGUUUUUUAUUGCUUAAAAGCCGCACAGAGAUUGUUAAAUCGUUAUAUAUUAAACAGUUAUACAUGCGUUAUAAAGAAUUUCAUAUUUGCCAAACAAGAUUUACAAUAUGUUGCUUUUUAAUUGCAAUACAUUCUAAACAAAUUAUAUUUUCAAAAGCUACACAUGUUUUUUUUUAAAUAAUGCAACAGACAUAAAUUUUUUAUUAUACUUCGUACCAAAUUUUUUGUUACAUCGUCUCUUUAUUUCUGCAUGUAUAUUAAUGAACUUGAUUUAAGUUUUCUCAAAAGAAAACUCUUAAAUGAGUUGGUAAAUU